Molecule: messenger RNA, 961 nt
Organism: Ceraceosorus bombacis
Lineage: Eukaryota; Fungi; Basidiomycota; Exobasidiomycetes; Ceraceosorales; Ceraceosoraceae
Source: the annotation of a GenBank genome assembly
AUGAGUCAAGUGAGUAUUUCCAACGCGAGCAAAGGCAGAGGGUGUCGAGUGCAAGUCUGGGGAUGGUCCCUCCUGCGUGCUGGCUCGCUGAGCAGCAUUCAUCCACUCUUGUCCUCUCGCACGAGCAGUUACCAACCACGCCACUCAUCAGCUCGUCCGGAAUGCCAUCACACGCCGGUCAGACAGUGCGUGUCAUUGGCAAAAUCACAAGUGUGAGUCGAUCUUAUCUUGCCCCAUCGCGUCGACGUGUUUGAUCCUUUUGCAUCUCAUCUUCGCUCCAACUGACUGCUAUCCUCGCUCCCUCACACUUCUUGGCCUCUUGCCCCAACGAAUCAGAUCGCCGGAUCGCAAGUGCAUAUCCAGACUUCGGAUCAGGGCUUGGUCGAGGUGGUGCUGAAUAGGGAGACUGAGCUGCACCCCGAGGGCUACGUCGAGGUGGUGGGCAAAGUCAGCGAGGAUGGUAGCACUUUGAGAGAAUUUAGCUGCGUUCACUUUGGUCAUGAUAUUGGUGAGUGGGUGUGAUGGGAUGGGUUGAGUUGAUCGAUCUGCUUCCGUUGUUGCACCAGGCUUGGCCUUGCCUUGUCGACAGCGCCUGGUGACGCGCGCGCCUCAGCGGAAAAGCAGCUCGCAUUCGUGCUGCUCCUCCUACAAUUCGAGCUCUAGAACAUUAGAAGAUGUCCGCGCAAGUCGCAAGACCCACAGUCCAGCGCAUGCCACUCAAGUCGUGCUGCCUGCUCGGCCGAUGCGUGCGACGUUGCCGAGAAACUUGCCAAACUCUGUCAUGGGGAUAGAGUGUCAGACAGGUCAGCUAAUGAUCGCUGACGACUUUGGGCUCAUACCCUUUCCCCCCCCCCCAUUUGUUUUUCGCGCACGCACAGACAUGAAAUUGGUGGACGAAGUCGUCUCCUUGUCACCCAACUUUCCUCGACUCUUCACGGACGAAUCAGCCAUGCAACAUUAG